This is a messenger RNA of Schistosoma bovis, 3972 nucleotides long. The record is from the annotation of a GenBank genome assembly. NCBI's taxonomy places the organism in Eukaryota, Metazoa, Platyhelminthes, Trematoda, Strigeidida, Schistosomatidae.
GAAUCAGUCUAGUCAGAUGAUCAACGCGGGUGGUUUGUUUGCUAGUUGAUUAACGUAUGAACGGAGCAGGAAACAUUGAUUGCAGAAAAUGGGAGGACGUCUACUUGAUGUAUAUUUCAAACCAAUGCCCGGCAGAUAGCAUUUCAAUCAAGGGAACUUUGUUCCUAACAGACCAUGGAUCAAAAGUAAGUAUUCACUGGGUACCCCAUCAUGAUCAAGAUUCGUCAUUAUCCCAAGAAGAUAGAAAAGGUUAUGAAAUCGAUAUUAAGGAUAUGGAUUUUCUUGUUAUACGAAAGGCCCCAUGCUUUCCUUGCCGUGGAGUGUAUUUAUCCCUAAAAUCACAAAAACCUUAUGGCCCAUUCGAGUUCCGUGAAGGUGGUUCAAGUUCAUUUUUGCGAAGUUUGAGUACUUUGGCUGAUGUUAAAAGAUGUCAUGAUGACGAGAAUCGGUACAUUGUCAGACCUCGUCCACAAUAUAAUUUUACUUCUAAUUACCAUCUUCCUGAUCCUUUUGUACAAAACAAACGUCAUUUCAGUUCAGCAAGAGCAGAAGUGGAAGGGCUGAUUGGGUCCCCUUUUUCUGGCCAAUUAGGUGCUUCAUUAAGAAAUAUUGGAAUACAUGUCAACUCAAUUGUUAGCACUAUAUUAUCACCUAAUUUAAUCGAUGAAAAUGUAGCUCCAAAUAACGGCUCAUCUGAAGAGUAUUUUGCAAAAUGUAUUGCAGAAGAUCUACAGAAAAUCGAAGCUGCACGUUUAAGAACUACCGAUGAUGGAGGAUUUGCUGUUGUUGAACGAAGACCAAACCCUAUUUCUCUCCCACCAAUGCCCACUGUUCAGCGUUCCCUUCCACUGAAUAUGACCCAAUGGAAAAAGUCACUGGAUCCAGAAGGUCGUGUAAAUCGACCUGAAAAUUUACGUGAAAUAAUAUUCAAUGGUGGUAUUGAAAAUGAUUUAAAACCGAUAGUAUGGAAGUAUUUGCUCGGUUAUUAUCAAUGGACUUAUACAGCAGAAGAAAAUGAAAGAUUAAAAGUUGAAAAAAGUCGUGAAUACCACAUCUUGAAGACAUUUUGGAAGUCAAUGUCCCCUGAUCGAGAAGCUAGGUUUGCAUUGUUUCGUGAUCGUAAAUGUUUUAUUGAUAAAGACGUUCCACGUACUGAUCGAAAAACUGAUUUCUACUCAGAUGAUAGUCAUGGAAAUUUGACACGUCUUUCAGAUAUACUUAUCACGUAUACUAUAUAUAAUAUGGAUUUCGGUUACUUUCAAGGAAUGAAUGAUUUACUCGCACUAAUACUUUAUGUUAUUAAAGAUGAAGAAGAUUCUUUUUGGUGUUUUGUUGGUUUAAUGAAUAGACUAGAAUCUAAUUUCAAUGGUGAACUCAAUGCAGUCAGAGAACAAUUUAAUCAAUUAUUUUCACUGAUUGAAAUAGUUGAUCCAACUUUCAGCGAAUAUCUUGAAUCGAAAAGUGCCAAAGAAAUGCCGUUUUGCUUCCGCUGGUUGUUAAUUCAUUUCAAACGAGAAUUCUCAUACAAAGAUACUAUGACUUUAUGGGAGUGUUUUAAAAUCUAUUUUAAUUGGUAUACAACCACCUACAAUCUGGUUAGCGUUUUUUGACAAGGUUGUUUUCUACGGGGUGGGGUUGCCGACCCCAUGCCCAACCCUCUUUUACCCGAGCUCGGGAUUGGCAGUAGCCCUGGAUGAGCUACAGGUAGAGUAUACCACCUACGAUCACUUAUUAGUUAUUUGUUAUUUCUCUAUAUCCUCACAUGAUUGUGACAUGCUAAAUGUCGUAGGAUUUUAAGAAAAUUUUGCGUUGGCUUGUCUUGACCAUGCUUUAUAUUAACACAGAGGAAAUCAACUUAAACAUCUAAAAAUGUAAACCCAUCAAUGGCUGUGGAGUACCGAAGAAAAAAAACAAAAUGAAACCAAUGAAAUACUAAAAUAUAGAAAACCUUGAAAAUAUUUUGGCAUAACGGAAAAAACAAGCAUUUGGAUGGUUGAGUUAUAUUGAGGUCUCGUGUGACCAAGUUUUAAUAACAACAGAGCAGUUUUAUGCUCUCUUCCUCUCUAGUUCGACUAUCGAUUAUUUAGCUUAUAUUGCCAGUACGAUCGGUGAACUGUUUACCAAUUUAGACAUCGACCAAUUAGGAACAACCAAGACCUUAAAGCUUACUACUCUUCGAGAUCUUUCUAACCUAGUGUCCAAUCAGAAGACGUAGGUAGGAAGCAGAUCAGUCCUCCAUUGUAAUUCAUUCUGUCAUGACUCAGAAUCUAUACAAUAUACCUGACGACACAGCAACACAAUUAAGUAAUUACACUGUUUGCUUAUAAAUCGGAGUAAUAAGUAAAUAAAUAAUUAAUAGUAAAUCUGGAACGAUAACGUAUAUGACAGCGAUUUAUGGGUUAAACAAAAUUUAAAAAAUAGGAGAAUAAAAAUUUUUUACUGUUCGAGCGUCUAUUAAUUGUACAAUAAAAGUGUAAAAAUUGUCCUUCGUACGAUAGUUCCAAGAGCUAUAUUUCCAUACUACCCUCCAUUAUACCAGUUUUAUUUUUACGUCUAGUAUACUAUCCUAGAUACUCAUAUUUUCAUUCUCUCAGUUGAUGUGCACAGAGUAGUUUAAUCAGGUUUUCAUUUUGAAAGCGAUUUCAAUAUCAGGUACUUGACAUAAAACUGUGAGCUUAUGUUUCGCGCUAGUUUAUACUUGUUACCAAGUAGUACCUGCAAUCCGGAACUUGUGUCCUGUGUGAAAUUCAAGUUUGGAUCAUCCAGUUUCAUAAUAUGAGACGUUGCUAUUGAACUAUUCGGGCUUCGACUGAUAUCCUGUAAAACUGAGAUAUUUACACUGGUUGGUCAAUGAUUUAUAGCAAUUGCCUUGUCAAUUCCCUCAAGAUUGCUAGCAAUUUACGUCGACUAGUUCUAGCUUAGAAUAAAACCUAGGUUUAUGGUUUCCUGACCAUUCAUGAAGACUAGUAGUCAGAACUCAACUUGAUUAAUAGAAUUCGAUCAGCGUUAUGAGUUAGAUAAGCAUAACAUUGGUCACUACUUUGUAACCAGUUAAUGUGAAAUUAAAUUGAAGUCUCACGUCUCCUUGAUAUGAUUAUAUUUACCAGUGAGUUUUGCUAAUGACAAGAGUCAAACCCGUUCAUGACUUUCCAUUCUGCAUUAAUAGUGUUAUCAUUUUUGGUUUAAUACUUUCUCUAGGCGUUUUGGACAGAUUAUCGGACUAAGAAUUUCCAUAUCUUUUUCGCUGCCGCCAUACUUUUGACUCAAAGAGAUAAUAUCAUGAAUAGAAAAUAUGAUGCAAACAGUAUAUUAAAGCAUGUGAAUGAACUAUCCAUGAAGAUUCCACUGGAAGACUCUAUAAUUCGUGCUACAGCCUUGUUAGGCCAGCUGGAACAAGUGUCUGAUUCUUUACCACAUUCUGUGCAGGAUAUUAUUCAUGGACAGUCUUUAGCAACGUCUAGACAUGUUAAUGUCUACAAAGAGGAAAACGCCAGUUGUACAGAGCAUUCAUCAUCUAUUUAUGAUUAUUCACCAACUUUGUUAAAUGAGCAACUAGAAGUAUUGAUGGAUAAUGAAAUGUUUGAUCCAAAUAAAGAUAUAACUAAUCAGUCUAUUUUAAUGAUCCCAUCUAAUAGCAGUAGACAAUUCUUCUAGUGACUAUAUAGAUGAUGCUUAAUGCAGACACCAGGUUUCAAACUCCUUAACAAGUGUGCUUUAUAAUUUCUUAAAUCGGACCUGUUAAAUAACUGGUGUGUGCAUAUUCAACGUAAACCAGGAGCAUUCAUCAUGGUUCUCCGUUUUGUUCAUGUAUACAUUUAUCUACUUAUCCUUAAGUUUAUUCGACUAUAUAUUUUUAUCCUUGUAAUUUUUCCUCUAUCAGCACUGUGAUUGUACUAUUAAUAAUGAUUUCUCUUCUAUUUAUUGAAAAGAAACCAAAAUAUUUCUCUGAAUAAAAGUAAUUUCCUGAAUCUU